AUGGGCAUCUGGGACCUUGUCACGGACCUCGCUGAGGCCGCGCUUCCAUGGAGCACAGUGGAGGCUGAGGCGCCCGCCGCCGAAGAGAAGACUGAGGAGACCACCGAGGAGACCAGCACCAAGGCCGAAGAGCCCGAGCAGGCUUCAGCGGAGGCGGAGGCCGAAGAGGAGCCAGCGGUAGAGGAGGCAGAGGAGGAGGAGGAGGAAGAAGAGGAGGAGGAGGAGGAGGAGGAAGAAGAAGAGGAAGAGACCGUGGAUCCCAAGGAGACGCUUGAAGAAGAAUGCAAACAAUCUAAGGUCUGCGCCGAGCCGAAGCACCACUUCGACGACUGCGUUGAGCGUGUUACUGCCGCCGAGAGCGAAGGCGGUCCCAAGGAGGACUGCGUCGAGGAAUUCUUCCACCUCGCACACUGCGCCACCACCUGUGCGGCCCCCAAGCUCUGGUCUCAGCUCAAGUAA
This is a messenger RNA of Sodiomyces alkalinus F11, 459 nucleotides long. RefSeq names its product Non-heme 11 kDa protein of cytochrome bc1 complex. The record is from RefSeq and is a predicted model, not a curated record. Lineage: Eukaryota; Fungi; Ascomycota; Sordariomycetes; Glomerellales; Plectosphaerellaceae. Gene Ontology annotation, biological process: mitochondrial electron transport, ubiquinol to cytochrome c. The coding region runs from base 1 to 459 and encodes 152 amino acids. The transcript is spliced from 4 exons.